AUGGAGGUAUCCUCUAACACCUCCUCCAACACUGAUCCAGGCAACUAUGUUGAAUUGAAUGAUUCAAUCACCCACAUACCCUCUAAAGUGGGGAUACAAGAUAUUACUAUGGAGCUACACUGCCCACUGUGUAAUGAUUGGUUCCGUGAUCCACUGAUGCUAAGCUGCGGCCACAACUUCUGCCAAGCCUGUAUCCAAAACUUUUGGAAACUGCAAGCAAAGGAAACAUUCUGUCCUGAGUGUAAGAUGCUAUGUCAGUAUAGCAGGUGUACAUUCAACCUUGUACUGGAGAAGCUGGUAGAGAAGAUUAACAAGCUACCCCUACUCAAGGGCUUUCCCCAGUGCCCAGAGCAUGGAGAGAACCUGAAACUCUUCAGUAAGCCAGAUGGGAAACUGAUCUGCUUUCAAUGCAAGGAUGCUCGGUUGUCUGUGGGGCAGUCUAAGGAGUUCCUGCAAAUCUCUGAUGCUGUCCAUUUCUUCAUGGAGGAGCUUGCCAUCCAUCAGGGUCAACUGGAGACAAUCUUGAAGGAACUUCAGACCCUGAAGAAUAUGCAGAAGGAUGCUAUUGCUGCUUACAAGGAAAACAAGCUACAUCUACAGCAACAUGUGUCCCUGGAGUUUCUAAAGCUGACUCAGUUCCUGUGCAGCAAAGAAAAAGACAUUUUAAAUGCGCUCCGGGAAGAGGGGAAAGCCUUGAAUGAAGAGAUGGAGCUGAAUCUGAACCAGCUUCAGGAGCAGUGUCUCCUAGCCAAGGAUAUGUUGGUGAGCAUUCAGGCACGGAUGGAAGAACAGAACUCCUUCAAUUUUCUCAAAGACAUCUCAGCUCUCUUGGAUAGCUUGGAGCAAGGAAUGAGAGCUCUGGCACCCAGAGAGCUUAUCUCCAGAAAGCUGGAUCCAGGGCAGUUCAAAGGUCCCAUCCAGUACAUGAUAUGGAGGGAAAUGCAGUCCAUUCUCUCUCCAGGCCUAUCUCCAUUAACUCUGGACCCUAAAACAGCUCACCCAAAUCUGGUGCUCUCCAAAAACCGAACCAGUGUGUGGCAUGGUGACAUUAAGCAGGUAAUGCCUGAUGAUCCAGAGAGGUUUGACUCAAGUGUGGCUGUGCUGGGCUCAAAAGCCUUUACAUCUGGAAAGUGGUACUGGGAAGUAGAAGUAGCAAAGAAGACAAAAUGGACAGUUGGAGUCGUCAGAGAAUCCAUCAUUCGGAAGGGCAGCUGUCCUCUAACUCCUGAGCAAGGAUUCUGGCUUUUAAGACAAAGGAACCAAACUGAUCUAAAGGCUCUGGAUUUACCUUCUUACAGUCUGAAAAUGAAUAACAACCUCGACAAAGUGGGCAUAUACCUGGAUUAUGAAGGAGGGCAAGUGUCCUUCUACGAUGCUAAAACCAUGACCCACAUUUAUACCUUCAAUAGCACUUUCAUGGAGAAACUUUAUUCCUACUUCUGCCCCUGCCUUAAUGAUGGUGGAGAGAAUAAAGAACCAUUGCACAUCUUACAUCCACAGUAA
Molecule: messenger RNA, 1503 nt
Organism: Cynocephalus volans (Philippine flying lemur)
Lineage: Eukaryota; Metazoa; Chordata; Mammalia; Dermoptera; Cynocephalidae
Gene: TRIM69
Product: tripartite motif containing 69
Exons: 7
Coding region: 1-1503 (500 amino acids)
Biological process (GO): protein ubiquitination
Cellular component (GO): cytoplasm
Molecular function (GO): ubiquitin protein ligase activity; protein binding
Source: RefSeq, a predicted model, not a curated record